AUGCCUGCAUCAGAUAAUAAUCGUUCAACAGUUUUUGUUAUAACUGGUGUAGGUACUUCUACAUCGGAUCGCAAACCAGCGGCUGUUGAUACUACUAAGGAUAAACAAGAAAAACAUGAAGAUAAUUAUCCACGAUCAUCAUCAAAUCGUCGUAAUCGAUAUUCUUCAUAUAAUUCAUUACCAGCAAAUUAUCGAGCACGAGUACGUCGACCAUCAUCAAAUGACGAUUUCAGUUCAAAUGAUGGGUCUUUAGUUGAUUAUGGACUUAAUUAUCCUACAUCGAUUUAUCCUGGAUCAAUGCCAUCUGUUGGUGGUGCUGUCGAUAAUAGUCCAUAUGUAAACAAUGCACCAACUUGCUAUGCAUUACUUGAUCCACAAUAUCCAUUAUUUUCGGAUCUUUGCGGUGCUGUACCACAAGCUCGAUAUUCUUUACCAAAUUCAUUUGGUCAUUUUGAACGAUGGCAAAUAACACAAGUUUUAAAUACUAUACUUGGUUCAUCACCACCAACAAAUCCAACAUGUACUCGUUCAUUACGUCUUUUAAUAUGUCCAUUACUUUUUCCACCAUGUCCAUCACGAUAUGAACCUCCAGCAGUUGUUCCUUGUCAACCAUUUUGUCGAGUUGUUAAAAGUCAAUGUUCAGCACCUUCACUUGAUCUUCUACCUUGCGAUUUCCUUCCACCUACAUCUGAUCUUUGUCCAGUUAAUCCAGCACCGUACACUUCACUUCUCUCGUCAUUCGGUCAACCAUUAUCAUUUGCCGGUGGUGUAACACAAUCGGCAAUGCCACAAUCUCCACUUUCAGCAUAUUUAGCACAAUCAGGUCUUCAAUUAGCACUUUCACAACCAACUUAUUCAUCACCAAUGGCACCAUCAGGUGUACCACAAGCUAACAUACCUUCUUUCUUCCAACCAUCAAAUGUACCACAAUUUGGUUUACCUCCAUCAGCAAGAACAUCAUUAGUAGCACCAUUUCCUUUUAAUCAACAGUUCAAUACACAACAAUAUAUGCCUGAUACAAUAAGUCCGGUCUUAGUUAAUUUUCCACGUAUUCCACAUGAAUAUUAUAAUGGACCAGCGGCAGGAUUUAUUCCAGCAAUGCGUUCAGCGACAGAAACAACAGAUUAG
Molecule: messenger RNA, 1128 nt
Organism: Rotaria sp. Silwood2
Lineage: Eukaryota; Metazoa; Rotifera; Eurotatoria; Philodinida; Philodinidae
Source: the annotation of a GenBank genome assembly